Messenger RNA from Mesocricetus auratus (golden hamster), 596 nucleotides. RefSeq names its product enhancer of rudimentary homolog. The record is from RefSeq and is a predicted model, not a curated record. NCBI's taxonomy places the organism in Eukaryota, Metazoa, Chordata, Mammalia, Rodentia, Cricetidae. Bases 76 to 390 code for a protein of 104 amino acids. The transcript has 2 exons.
CACGAGACUGACUGUUAGGGGCGUUGCUGAUGAGUUCGUGGUCACACGGUGCAGGCCUCACUACAGUGGCUUGAGAUGACUCCCAUCAAGCUGCUGGUGCAGCCUACUCAGAGGCCUGAAGGCCGGACAUAUGCCGAAUACGAAUCUGUGAAUGAAUGCAUGGAAGGCAUCUGUAAGAUGUUUGAAGAACACCUGAAGCGAAUGAACCCCUUCAGCCAAUCCAUCACGUACGGCAUCAGUCAGUUGUUUGAGUUUAUCGACCGUCUGGUGGACCUCAGCUGCCUCGUGUUCCGAGAAGAUACCCAGACUUACAAGCCGUACAGCCGAGAGUGGAUCAAAGAGAGAAUCUACGUGCUCCUUACUCAGCAGGCAUACCCAGCUGGGUCAUAGUGAUUUGGAAGCUUCUGGGGCUAGGGCUGGCUUGGACGACAGGGAAGAUUCGUGAUCAAAGACGCAAGAGUAAGCUGUAGCAACGAGCUAUUUCCCAUGGAAGGCUACACCUAACCUGCAAAUUAUUUUUCUUCACAUGAGCUUUGAAAAUAUAUGGCCUUGAAGUCUGUGUUGUCACCUACCAAUAAAAUUCAAAACAAAUCAUA